CAUGCCCGUGCUCAUGGCGAUAAAGCAGCCCUUUUUUAUAGUUUUGAGGAAGUCCUAGCCGCCUAUCAUGAUCCUGUUGAAACCCAGAGCCCGGAAUGUCCACCUAAUAAACUUGCUGAGUAUAUAGGUUUUGGAUUCAAUAAGCGAACGAUGAAGCGAGCCGUUAACAGGGACAAGAAUCUUGUGGACCUAGCGGAGAGAUGCGUUAAGCCUGGAUACUAUGCCCGAAACCUCGCCAAUUGGCUUAAAUAUUACCCUAGCAACCAGAUUCUACUCGUUGACGGUGAUGAGCUGCGCCUUAAUCCCAUUCCUUUGAUGCAGAAAGUUCAGAUCUUUGCUGGCUUCGAAAACUCUGUCAAUUAUUCUUCAUUGAUUUUCUACGAUUCACAAAAAGGCUUUUUCUGCGCAUCCAACGAACUAAAUCUCAUUCCGGGCUCUGGUUGGCGCUCUUGUCUUGGUGGCAGCAAGGGCCGCGACUACAUCCAUCUUGACACUGCAAUUUAUGUGCCCAAACUCUCAUGGCUUUAUUAUUGUCAAGACAUUCUGGCCUUGGUCCACCUACUCAAUACCACUCGUUUUUACGCUACUGAUGCUGAUUCUCCCUGGCCAACAUGGUUACAGAAACUAAUUUACAAGCCCGUCCAGGGAUCUACAUCAGUCCCAACAUGUUGUCCUAAAAAUCACCUCUGCUUGUUAACCCUUUCUCCUUUGUUUACUUUUGCUUCAGUCAUCUUUUUUUAUCUCUAUCGCAUUUAUGUAUAUUUGCCUUAUUUUGACAUUUAA
Molecule: messenger RNA, 783 nt
Organism: Protopolystoma xenopodis
Lineage: Eukaryota; Metazoa; Platyhelminthes; Monogenea; Polystomatidea; Polystomatidae
Source: the annotation of a GenBank genome assembly